UGAGUUUUUACCCUAACGACUUUACGGAGCUGACAAUUUCGACAUCUUUGCCUAUCAGGACUUGGUCCAUUAAUCUUUGAAAGGUGGAGGGGGCAUUUUUUAGUCCAAAUGUACGACAUCAUACAGCCUAAACAAAACGUACACCGGGAGAUAAAGGCCAAGGUAACAUCGAUCUGCGGUGGCUUCCGCAGAUUGGAGGAAAUCGUGGCCAAGAGGGAGAAGGGACAGAGGGCACGAGGCACAGUGACCCCAGUUUCAGCUGCGCCGCAGCCCACCCGGUCGAGAAUCGAUUCGGAGACCCCGACAAAGGACACGAAUGUGGAGGAGGAUCGACAGAUUCGAGUGGGGAUCAGGAGGAAGCGGUCCAAGGGCUCGCCGGGUACACAGGAAAGAGAGGAUCAAUGGAAGAACCAGGCAGACGCCGCACGGCGAGGCCGGGAGCCUCUUUUUCCCCGCUGCCACCUCCCAAGCCAACCCCCCAGACAGCACUCUGUGGGAAAGGGUGACGAGGAGGAAAUCAAAGAAGAAGGUGAGGAAGAUUGGGGUGAAAGAGCAUGGGAAGAGGCCGCCACCCCCUCUGAGCGAAAAAAAGAAAAGUGGGAAGAAGAGGCAGAAGCGGUAUCUCCGGGGGCCCCCGUGAAACCGGAUGCGCUGAUUGUUCGCCCAGCAGCGAGGGAGAAGUACUGUGAUAUACUUCGCCGGGUUAAAAAGGAGGCGCCGAGGGAGCAGGCGGAAUGUGUCCGCAGAAUCAGGCGUACGGCCACGGGUUGCUCACGGUGUUGCUCACGCUAAGGAAAAAGUAUACAGAUAAAGUUUCCCAACUCUGCCGCGUGAUAUCAAAUCUUCUCGGAGAGAAAGCACGGGUGCUCAGGAAGGGCCCGCAGGACGAACUCGAGAUACGUGAUCUGGACGAGGUCACGACCUAGGAGGACCUGCUAUUGGCUCUGAAAAAAGCUGUCGGGGACGAAUAUCCCAUUGAAACAAACGCAGUCAGGGCACUGAGAAAGGCUUUUCGAGAGACCCAAACGGCCGUGGUGGUCAUCUCGGCAAGGGCGGCCAGGAAGAUUCUGGGAGAGAGAGCCACGAUCAAGGUUGGCUGGGUAAGGUGCGGAGUCUGCAGGGUGUCGAGCACGAGCGACGUCGACAGAGCCAAGCUCUCCGUGAGGUCUGGGGAGCCCGGACACAAAUUUGCGGACUGCACUCGGGAUCCGAGAUGCGCAUUAUGCACGGAGAGAGGAGACGGCGGGAACGCGGCACACAUGGCCGGAAGCGGCAGGUGCCCAGUGUUCAAGGCAGCCCUCCAGAAGGCCUGAACGGGUCGAAGAUGAGGGUGCUGCAGAUUUACAUUAAAACCUGUGAGGCGGUAAAUGACCUCCUGUGGCAGACGGUCCGGAAGCUCGAGGUCGAUAUGGUGUGCAUUUCGGAGCCAUGCCGAAAGAUCGACACUUAGAGCUGGUUCACGGACGCCAGCCAGGGGGCCGCCAUCUGGGUUUGCCGUAGUUUACGGCCGGAGGGCUCAAUCAGCACCAAAGGGCAGGGCUUUGUGCGUGUCAAACAGCGGGGAUUCACUUAGACCGUUGCUACGCCUCGCCGAGCUUCUCCACCACCGAGUUUGCGGACAGCUUAGACGGCCUGACCGAGGACGUGAGGCAUAAAGGCCCGUGGCUAUAGCGGGCGAUUUCAACGCCUGUGCGACGGACUGGGAGAGCAGGACGAACGUCCGAGGACAAGUGAUGCUGAAGGCCAUGGCAUCGGUGGACCUGGUUCUACUAAGUAAAUGGCUAGAACCGACGUUCUCCAGGGCCGGUCAAAGCUCAAUAGUGGACCUAACCUUCGUGAGUGGCGACCUAGCGAGAGGCAACCACUCAUGGAGGGUUAGUGAUGUAUAUACGGCGCGCGAUCACCGGGCCUUGCUCUGGGAUGUCUCAACUACCCGGAUACCAAGAACAGUACCGGCAAAGGGCAAUGCCGUCGGUUGGAAGGUGGGAGCUUUCAACCAAGAUAGCUUCCUCAUCGCGCUGUAUGACGGCCCUGUUAGAGGACGCAGCGCCUCUGAAAGGGUCGGGGAUAUGAUGGCGAGAAUAGCGAAAGCUUGCCAUGCCGUCAUACCCAAGACGCGUACCAUCAAUAGACGGCCCCCAGUUUAUUGGUGGAACGGCGGCAUGGCAGCCCUGCGCUCAACGUGUAACGCAACCAGAAAGCGUCGCAACGCGCUCGAGGGAAACCAGAUUUCGUCGAACGGGAACAUACAUAUAAGAGGGAGAGCUGAAAGCUGUGCAAGGCCAUAAAGCGGAGCAAAGCACUAGCUUGGAGGGAGCUGAUAGACGGGGUCCAGAAUGAUCCAUGGGGGAGGCCGUGCACGGUGGCACUGAGGAGACUGAAAGGCCAUCCAAUGCCAGCGCCUACGUGCCCGAUCGUCCUUCGUAGGAUUGUGUCAACACUGUUCCCACGGCAGUGGCAGCAAUAGAGGACAAGAUUACAGAGAAGAGCGUCAGCCACCCCCCCGGUCACCAGGGAUGAUGUCAUGCACGCAUGCAGGAGGUUUGGUGUUGCCAAGACCCACGGAAUGGAUGGGGUCCCAAAUGUUGCUCUAAAAGCGGCCAGAUCAGUUGCGGACCUCUACACGCGCUGCAUGAGAGAGGGUAUCUUUCUGGCGAGGUGGAAGAGGCAGAUGUUGGGAUUACUCCCGAAGGGGAGGAAACCUCCGCACGAACCAUCCACUCUGGCUAUUGGACACUACUGGGACGAUUUUGGAGCGGGUAAUCCACCAAAGGAUUGGAGGCGGUGGUGGAGCCUCAGCUAGCGGGGCAACAAUUCGGAUUCAGGGAGGUAGGUCCACGCUGGGGGCCAUAGAUCUAGUCAUCGACCUAGCUAGCGAUGCUAUCGCCAGCGCAAGACGGCAUAGGGGGAACAAGAAGUAUUGUCUGAUUCUCACGUUAGACGUUCGGAAUGCCUUUAAUACGUCGAGAUGGGAGUGCAUCCUGGAAGCCCUGCAUGGGUUUGGUGUUCCCGCGUAUCUCCGGGCAAUGGUAGAACACGACUUCGCAAGGAGAACCCUCAUAUAUGACACCGAUAUGGGAGCCCAGGAGUACAGGAUCACGGGCAGAGUUCUGCAGGGAUCAGUCCUGGGUCCUCUCUCGUGGAAUGUCAUGUAUGACGGCCUGCUGAAACUGGUCCCCAACCGGGGGUAAAGCCUGUAGCCUUCGUCGACGAUGUGGCGGCAGGCAUAGUGGGAAAGCACCUGGAGGGCAUUAGCCUGAUAUUUGAAAGAACCUUUGAGAUGAUCCGUACCUGGAUGGACUCCGUCGGAUUGUGUUUGGCGGAGCACAAGAUGGAGGCGCUACUCACCUCGGGGAGAAGAGUUCUCGAGACCAUCACGCUGAGAGCUGGGGACGCUGACAUCGCCUGCAAACCGUACAUCAAGUAUUUGGGGGUGAUGAUCGAUGCCAGGCUUAGCUUUCGGCAGCAGGUGGAAUACUCCACGGCCAAAUCCGCGGAAAUCCGGACGACAUUGGCCCGGAUCAUGCCAAAUGUUGUGGGCCCUAAGCAGAAAAGGAGAGCCCUGCUGGCGUCGGUGGCAACGUCGGUAAUGACGUAUGCCAUCCCUAUAUGGGGGGUGCUCUGCAGGUAAAGGAGACCAGGCGUAAGAUGGCAGCUGACCACAGACUGAGUGCCCUUAGGGUGGCCAGUGCUUUCCGCGCGGUUUCGGGGAGUGCCAUCCGAGUGAUGAUAGCCGGUAUAAUGCCGAUCGAAAUAAUAGUGCAGGAGCGCGUGGCGUUAUACCAGCAGAUGAAAAAAGCAGGAGCAGCGACAUCGAUGACCCGAUCCACCGAUGCGAGUCGUAAGGGAGUUACGGAAGCGGUGAGCGCAUGGAGCCUGGACGACUGGCAGGCAAAAUGGUCCACCUCGACGAAGAGGACGCGGACUUAUCGCCUGAUCCCUGAUGUCUCCACCUGAGUUCUCCGGCAGCACGGUGAGGUAAACUACUACCUCACCGAGGAGCGAGGAGCGACUCAGGAGGGCGCUCGCCAACAAGGAGGAGGAGGGGCAGAUACCACCGGUGACGAGGUGAGGGUGAAGGCCAUCCGGUGUUAUAGAAGGUGCGUCGAGGGACGUCGCUGAUGUCGCCCGUGAAGUAAUGCCUGACGGCGGUUCCGCGGGGAGUCAGGUACAAGGAGACGAGCGGAGUUAGGGCUUUACUGAGUAGAAAUCUCAGAUCGGCCACGACCAACUUGGCCCGAAUUUUUCGAAGAUUUCCCGACAACCUCAUGGGACGCCUGGCAGAUGCGAAACAUCAUGUGUGUACAAGUAAUAUGCAUAUAAGAUGAUAUUAUUACAGGAAUUAAAUAUAGCCUAAUGGAAAAAUGAAGUAUUACGAAUUUCUUACAGAAAAUGGUAACUUUAUUUAAUAAACAUUUACAUGUGAUAUAAAAGUUCGAUAUUAAUAUCAAGUGGCCACAAUUUAAAUAUUUUCAUUCGUGAUUUCAGUAAUAGUUAUAUUUGAUGUUUCCUCUGCCGGUAUUACUGUGACGAUUGGUCGAUGAUAACUAAAGUACGUUACAAAAAUAUUGGUCGGAACAUCAUCAAGAUAUCUCACAAAUACAGCAUCUAUUGUUGUUCCAUAUUAAAAAAUAUAAACUUACAUUUAUAUUUAAAAAAAUAUAAAUAUGUUAAUAAAAUCUAAGAUAAAAAUUAAAAUAGUCUGGUACUAUUCGAUUAAUAAAGUCUUACACAAGAUUGAUAGUAUGCCUUGUGUUUGAAUGAUCAGGGUGGCGUCCAGUUUUAAUAAGAAUAUGUUGUGAUCCCUGCGAUGAUUGUUGGGAACUGAAAUAUUUAAAAAAAUAUGAUAUUAAAAUACACAAAAAAAAAAAAUUUAAGUGUGGCUUCAAUAUACUCAUGAACUUAAAUCUUAGUUAAUUAUUGCAAUAUAUGACUAAAGAUUUGCAAAUAUAAAUUUUAUUAAUAAAUUUUUCUAUAUUAAUUCUUUCAUGAAUAAUAAAAGAAUACUUAAUUGAAGAUAAUAUUAAUAUAAUUUAUAUAAAUUAUUAAUAUGAUUAAUAUGAAUAUAAUUAAUUAAAUAUAAA
This is a messenger RNA of Diachasmimorpha longicaudata, 5084 nucleotides long. RefSeq lists its product as uncharacterized. Bases 109 to 792 code for a protein of 227 amino acids. The record is from RefSeq and is a predicted model, not a curated record. The transcript has 2 exons. Lineage: Eukaryota; Metazoa; Arthropoda; Insecta; Hymenoptera; Braconidae.